UCAGAGAAAAUUGGAUUUAAGGAAGAAAAUUUACAACCAUGGAUUCCCUGUAACUUUUCCAACCACUCACUUCCCCACUCCACCAACUGUGAAACACGUUUUUGGAUUUUUGGAUUCUCUUUGAGGGGAGAAUCAUCUGCUAGAAUGCGGUCAUGUCACCUUCGGAGCUCAAGCGCUUCCACUACUGCGGUGUUCCCGUACAAGUGUUACUUCCGUUUUUGCACGAUUCUCCGGCCGUACGGGCUCGGCCGCUCCGCCAAAUUCCGACGCCUUUUUGAUCGAAUUACCCAUAUGCCGGUAGUUACUGCAUCCGUUAACUCUGUCAUCGCCUCUGGAAACAUUAUUGCGGCUGCGGCUGCCGCAGCGUCGGGUUCUGGAUCUAUUCAUGGUGCUGUGACAUCUGCAAUCACGCACGUUGCUGUUACGGCCGUCGCUAUUGCCUCCGGAGCUUGUCUCUCUACCAAAGUUGACUUCCUCUGGCCCAAAGUGGAGGAUAAACCAGGUUCUCUUGUAUUGGAUGGAGUUGACGUAACUGGAUAUCUUAUAUUUCAUGAUACCAAGGUGCAAAAGGCUAUUGAAUUUGCAAAAAAGGCUCAUCAUGGGCAGUUACGGAAAACUGGAGACCCUUAUUUGACUCAUUGUAUCCACACUGGAAGGAUCUUAGCAGCUUUAGUUCCACCUACUGGUAACAGAGGGAUCUGGGUUGAGGGAAAUAAUAGAAUAUAUGGAGGUGAAGCGAUUCAGGAAGCAGUUGACACAGUUGUGGCUGGAAUUCUCCACGACAUAGUUGAUGAUACAUGUCAAAAUUUGCACAGCAUAGAAGAAGAAUUUGGUGAUGAAGUAGCCAAGUUGGUGGCCGGUGUAUCCAGGUUAAGUUACAUAAACCAGUUGUUGCGUAGACAUCGCCGGGUAAAUGUGAACCAGGGUUCGCUAGGUCAUGAAGAGGCAAAUAAAUUGCGAGUUAUGCUCUUAGGCAUGGUUGAUGAUCCACGUGUCGUGCUCAUCAAGCUUGCAGAUCGUCUUCACAACAUGAGAACCAUUUAUGCUUUGCCACUGCCUAAGGCUCAAGCUGUUGCACAGGAGACCUUGGUUAUUUGGUGCUCACUCGCUUCUAGAUUGGGUUUAUGGGCAUUGAAAGCUGAACUUGAAGAUUUGUGCUUUGCGGUUCUUCAGCCACAAAUGUUCCUGAAGUUGCGUUCGGAAUUAGCUUCCAUGUGGAUGCCUAGUAGCAGAGCUGGAAAUUUUCGGAAAAUAUCUGCCAGAACCGAAAUGCCACCAUCGGUUAAAGACAGUUCAACUUAUUGUCACAAUAUACCAGUAACUAUAACUGAUGAGACCACGAACAUGAAGGAACUUUUGGAAGCUGUAGUGCCUUUUGACAUCUUGGUGGACAGAAGAAAACGGACAAAUUAUCUAAAUAGUCUCCAACGAAGUAUAGGUACUUGCAUACAACCAAAAGUUGUGCAAGAUGCUAGGAAUGCUUUAGCAUCUCUGGUGGUUUGUGAAGAAGCAUUAGAGCAGGAAUUGAUUAUAUCAGCUUCUUAUGUUCCGGGAAUGGAAGUAACUUUGUCCAGCAGACUAAAGAGUUUAUAUAGUAUAUACAGCAAGAUGAAACGGAAGGAUGUUAGUAUUGAAAAGGUAUAUGAUGCCCGUGCAUUACGGGUAGUUGUUGGGGACAAGAAUGGAACUCUGCAUGGACCUGCUGUUCAGUGUUGCUACAGUCUUCUCAACACUGUACACAAGUUAUGGACCCCCAUUGAUGGUGAAUUUGAUGAUUACAUUGUUAACCCGAAGCCUAGUGGUUACCAGUCUCUGCACACUGCAGUACUAGGUCCUGAUAACUCGCCUUUGGAAGUUCAAAUAAGAACACAGAGGAUGCAUGAGUAUGCUGAACAUGGACUUGCUGCACAUUGGCUUUAUAAAGAAAACGGAAACAAAAUCCCAUCAAUAAGCAGCAAGAAUGAAUCUGGAAGAGAAGUAUCCCGAUAUUUCUCUGAUACAGAGUUCCAGAAUUCCAUCGAAGGUGAUUCUAAUAAGUAUAGUUUUCUCCAAGCUGGCCAUCCUGUUCUUAGAGUGGAAGGAAGUCACUUGCUUGCGGCUGUUAUUAUUAGAGUGGAUGAGGAUGGAAGGGAACUGCUUGUUGCUGUGAGCUUUGGACUUGCAGCUUCUGAAGCCGUGGCUGACCGAAGAUCUUCCUUCCAAAUAAAGCGUUGGGAAGCUUAUGCAAGAUUAUACAAAAAGGUGUCUGAUGAGUGGUGGUGUGAACCUGGUCAUGGGGAUUGGUGCACUUGUCUAGAGCAGUACACGCUCUGUCGAGAUGGUAUGUACCACAAGCAAGAUCAAUUUGGUCGGCUACUUCCAACCUUCAUUCAGGUCAUUGAUUUUACAGAGCAGGAAAAAUCUGAAUAUUGGGCCAUAAUGUCUGCCAUUUCUGAGGGCAAACAGAUUGACUCUGCUACAGCUAGGACAAGUACAGACUCAGUCACAUCAAUCUCCACUGAAGCUAGCAUCAACACGAAGGUACAUUUUCUAAGGACAAUGCUUCAAUGGGAAGAGCAACUACUUUGUGAAGCUAGUAAUUUCAGACAAGUUAAACAAGGAGGAGAGCAUUAUGUUCGUCGAAGCUCUGUCACGCUCGAGGAAGUGGUAAUUGUGUGCUGGCCCCUUGGAGAGAUAAUGAGGUUAAGCUCUGGUAGCACUGCUGCAGAUGCCGCUAGAAGGGUCGGAUUCGAGGGGAGGUUGGUAUUGGUCAAUGGUCUGCCAGUUUUACCCAGUACAGAGUUGAAAGAUGGAGAUGUAGUUGAAGUAAGAGUGUGAAUAACUUUUCAAUUGUACAGUCAGUUAGGUCAAAGGGGGAAAAUCAAAUCAAGAUGUGGUUUAGUGUUUUGCAGGUUUAUGUGAAUAUUAGUUGUUAUUUACAGUAGGAAUAGUUGGAACCAUUUCAUCACUGGUGGACACCCUGUGAUGCUGCCUUUGGCUGAGAAAUUUAUAAAAGCCAUGAAAGGAAACACAAGGUUUUCAGCUUUUAAAAGUAACAGGAGCUGCAAGAGUACUGUGAGGAGCAUGAUGAUAGAGCAAAUGCUUGGCUGGAACUCAAGGUGCCUAAAAAGAAUGUCAAAUUUUUUGGUACUGCUGUUGUCAUCAUAUGCGAGUUCUCGAAGUGUGAAUGCUGUUCUCAUACGUAAAAAUGUACUUUUUAACUUUUUGUUUGUCCUUUUCUGGCUUCAACUGCAUAUACUUCAAACAGAAUCUGAUUACAAUGUAAUUUUUUAUGUCAAAGAUUUGAUUGUUAUUUAGGAAAUACAUUGUUAAAAAAA
Molecule: messenger RNA, 3317 nt
Organism: Momordica charantia (bitter melon)
Lineage: Eukaryota; Viridiplantae; Streptophyta; Magnoliopsida; Cucurbitales; Cucurbitaceae
Source: RefSeq, a predicted model, not a curated record